Molecule: messenger RNA, 1359 nt
Organism: Rhodotorula toruloides NP11
Lineage: Eukaryota; Fungi; Basidiomycota; Microbotryomycetes; Sporidiobolales; Sporidiobolaceae
Product: histone deacetylase 8-like protein
Exons: 5
Coding region: 1-1359 (452 amino acids)
Source: RefSeq, a predicted model, not a curated record
AUGAUUGGAGCGCGGCGUGUCGCUUACGUGCACUCUGACGAGCUUAUCAGAGCGGCAGACUGCUUGCCCGCGAACGAGGGGAGGGCGUCGCUCGUUCACUCUCUUGUCGACGCUUUCUCCCUCCUUGACGACGGCGACGGCUCGCGGGAAGGUCCGGCUCAAGCGAGGGUCGUUGAGCCAGAACGUGCAAGUAGGACCGAGUUGCUGAGGUUCCACGACGAGCGGUACAUCGACGCUAUUCUUGGCCGCGACCAUAGCGAAGGAGUUUCAAGGGACUUCAGCGAGGAUGAGGAGCCUUUGGGAGAGGAGGACACGCCUUCGCCCCGCUCUUUCGGGCUCGCUGGCGACGCCCUUCCGUCGGAACCGCCUCGAAAACGCCGAAAGACGGAUGGCGUCGGCCUGCAGGACGACUGUCCAGUCUUUUUCGAGCUACCAGACUAUGUUCAGUUCGUCGCGGGAGCUUCGAUAACGGCUGCGAGAAUGCUGAAGGACGGACAAGCGGACGUUGCGAUCAAUUGGACAGGCGGAAGACACCACGCCAAAAGGGGAGAAGCGUCGGGCUUCUGCUACGUUAACGACAUCGUCCUCGCCGUCAUGGAGCUACGCAGUCCGCCUCACCCGCCUCCUCCGUCUUCCUCUCCGUCCUCAUCAACUCGACCAUCCCUUCCAUCCCGCAUCUCGCGCGUCUUGUAUCUCGACAUCGACCUGCACCACGGCGACGGCGUCGAGUCCGCCUUCUUCACCUCACCCUACGUCCUGACCCUCUCGGUCCACCUCCACGCCCCUCUCUUCUUCCCUUCUUCCGGUGCACUCGACUCGACUGGUCCCACCAAUCCGAAAGCGCCAGGUCGAUGUCACGCUCUCAACGUCGCGCUGGAACCAGGGCUGGGAGAGGCGAACUUCAGGCGUGUCUGGGAGAACUGCGUGGAGAAGGUUGCGAAAGGGUACGAUGCGGACGCGAUUGUUGUGCAGAUGGGCGUGGAUGGGAUGGAAUGGAACCUCCCUCUCUCCGCCUACGGCUAUGCACUCGAGCAAGUUCUGAGCUGGAACAAGCGGACACUCGUGCUGGGCGGCGGAGGCUACAACAGCGCGAACGCAGCUCGCGCUUGGGCGUACUUGGCGUCUGUCGCGCUCGGACGUCCGCUCCCGCUUGACUCGCCCAUCCCGUCCGACCUCGACCCCGAACAAUACGCUCACUUCGCGCCCGACUUUGCGCUCGACGUGCCCGAGGGCAACAUGCGCGAUCAGAACACGGAGGAGACGCUUGCGAAGGUGGAGAAGGCGUUCGAGGAGUAUGCGGGAGUGCUGCACGAGCGCUGGGCUAAGAAGCGGGAGAUCAAGCAGGGCGUGCCAUCUUAG